This is a messenger RNA of Somion occarium, 1022 nucleotides long. NCBI's taxonomy places the organism in Eukaryota, Fungi, Basidiomycota, Agaricomycetes, Polyporales, Cerrenaceae. The record is from the annotation of a GenBank genome assembly.
AUACUUCAGUUCUAUUUCAGGAGCCCCGUCAUGUCGGGCGAAGGGCAGUAUCUCAUUUCGAACGACGGUACCAAGAUUUGGGCAGACGCAUGCGGUGAUCCCUCGAAACCCUCAGUUGUCUUUAUCCAUGGGCUUUCUUGUACAGCACUCGCUUUUGAAAGGCAGUUCUCCGACCCAGAGCUCCUGAAGAACCUAUACAUGAUUCGGUACGAGAUGAGGGGUCAUGGAAGGAGCGGGCAUCCAGAAGACUUCAAUUCAUAUGCAUCUAUUCGAUUUGCAGAAGACUUUAAGACCGUCUGUGAUGCAUAUAGAUUGAAGAAGCCUUUCAUUUGUGGCUGGAGUAUGGGUGGGCUCGUUCCCGUGGAUGUCGUGGACGCCUACGGCGCUGAGAAAAUAAGCGGUGUCCUCCUACCCGGUGGUCCUAUGAUAACCCGGACUCUUCAUCAUCAAUACAUCCAUCCUUUCAUGAAGGAGAAUCUACCCUUAUUCCUCAAGGACUCGGCGGAUAUUCAAGCAAAGGCAGCCGUGCUGUUUGUCGAGUCUUGCGUCGAGAAUCCAAGUGUCUCCUUACCAUUUGAAACGAAGAUCAAAUGGAUAGGCGGGUACCUGAUGCAGUCGCCGUCCAUUCGAACGCAUAUUGUCACCCGUACCCAGGACAGUGAACGAUGGGAGAGGGAGAUCAAGGAUAUACCUGUUCAAAUAAUUCAAGGAGAAUUGGAUCGACACUCAAUGACGGAGAAGCUCAUUCCAGUCGCCAAGAAGUACCUGCCCAAAUUGGAGUUACAUAUCAUCGAGGGCGUAGGGCAUGCACCGUGUUUCGAGCGACCGGAGCAGACAAAUAGGCUCAUGCUGGAAUUUGUGCAGAGGUUUUCGCUUAGUAGUCAACUUUCUCCGUAUGUUCAGCGAUCACUAUUGUGAUUAGUUGUAAUCACACACACGAACUUAAGAGGCAAUCACGAGUGGCAACUACCUUGUUUCUUACCUGAAAGAAACGAUACUCGGUAUACAAUUCAAUUAUUACU